AUGAUGCAAAAGUCAACGCAAGAGUUGAAGACCGGAUGGUCUAUGAAGCAGGCGGAUGACAUCUCUGACGAAUGUUGGCUCCCUGUAAAAAGGGUUCCCAGCCAAGUCCACAUUGACCUUAUUGCCAACGAAAAAAUUCCCGAUCCGUUCGUGGAUGCGAAUGAACUUGCGGUACAAUGGAUCGCAGAAAAGGACUGGGUUUACCGCACCAAGUUCACGGCACCAUCUCGAGAAGGUACCACAACAGACUUGGUAUUCCUCGGGCUCGAUACAUUCGCUACUGUGACUCUAAAUGGGAUCACGGUCCUGGAGUCGGAGAACAUGCAUACUUCGCAUAGGGUGCAUAUCUCCGAGUUCCUUCUUUCUGGUCAAGAGAAUGAGCUCCAGAUUGUAUUUCAAUCCGCACUUCUCCGUGGGCGAGAGCUGGUCCAUCAGCAUCCGGAGCACGUCUUUCACGUUCGACAGACUGAAUCGAGCCGCAUCCCCGUACGUAAAGCACAGUACAAUUGGGGCUGGGACUGGGGCCCGAUCUUGAUGACUGCAGGACCUUGGCGCCCGGUUGUACUUGAGCAGUACACUGUCAGGAUCGAUGAUGUAUGGACACAGUACGAAGUAUCUGCAGACAACAAAACAUGCUCUGGAAACUUGUACGCGCAAGUUGGGGCAGGUGCGCAAGAGGGGGACACUGUCGUUUUGUCCCUGUUUAACGAAGACAAGGCAGUCUUUGAGCAGAAAUGCGACAUUGGGCCUGAUAGAUUGGUAAAGGCUACAUUUAAGCUUGAUUCUCCUUCUCUGUGGUACCCACACGGUUAUGGGUCGCAGUCCCGUUACCAACUGUCUGCGGACCUCAUCCGUGGGGACACGAAACUAGACGGGAAAAUCAAACUCAUUGGGUUCCGACGGUGUCAACUAGUGCAAGAAAAAGACGACUUUGGCAAGUCUUUCUACUUCCGGAUCAACGGUGUCGAUAUAUUUGCCGGCGGGUCGUGCUGGAUUCCUGCCGACAGUUAUCUUGCACAAAUAUCCAAGGAUCGUUACCUUGACUGGAUGAAACUCAUCGUAGAGUCCAAUCAAGUAAUGAUUCGUGUAUGGGGCGGUGGAAUCUAUGAGGACGAUGCCUUCAUGGAGGCAUGUGAUAUGUUAGGCAUCUUAGUCUGGCAUGACUUUGCCUUCGUGUGCGCCAGUUACCCAGCCUACACCUCCUUCCUUGAAUCCGUUGAGGAAGAGGUACGACAAAACAUUAGGAGGCUGAGAUCGCAUCCAUCUUUGGUAAUAUGGGCCGGAAACAACGAGGACUACCAGGUCCAGGAGAGGUAUAAGCUUGAAUAUAACCAGGACGACACCGAUCCGGAGUCCUGGCGACGGUCGACCUUCCCGGCGCGGUAUAUCUAUGAGCAUUUGCUGCCAAAAUGGGUGCAGGAAGAGGACCCAUCCAGAAUUUACCACCCUGGAAGCCCUUGGGGCGAUGGGAAACACACAACUGACCCAACUGUGGGCGAUGUUCACCAGUGGAAUAUCUGGCACGGCCAAAUGCGCAGAUAUCAAGAUUCUGCGGGACUUGUCGGGCGUUUCGUGAGCGAAUUUGGAAUGGAAGCCUACCCUCACGUCGAGUCCCUUCGCCGGGUCAUCACCGACGCACAGCAACAGCACCCUGGCUCAAUGAUGAUGGACUUCCGAAACAAAGCUGGUGAUCAUGAACGCCGCUUGAUGACGUAUGUUGCCGAAAACUUCAUUGUGCCGUCAGACCUCACAUCCUUCACCCACAUCACCCAGGUCCUCCAAGCUGAAACGAUGCGGUACGCAUACAAGGCGUGGAGGCGGAGCUGGGGACGACCGGGUGCUCGAGAAUGCGGCGGUGUCCUUGUGUGGCAGCUGAACGACUGUUGGCCGACCAUGUCAUGGGCCAUUGUUGAUUACUACUUGGUCAAGAAGCCUGCGUUCUACGCGAUAUCUCGAGCUUUGAGACCACUGGAUGUUGGUAUAUCUCGUACCUGCCCGGUGUGGACCUCGGGCCAUGCCGAUCCAAUGUCUACCAACUCAUGCGAAUUCGACUUAUGGAUUGCGAGUAGCCGCCAAGAGGCUGUUGAGGUUGAGGUGAAGGUCAAGUUCAUCUCCAUACGGUCGGGUAAUCUGGUUAGUGACACUAUCAAUAUCACGACACUAGCGAGCCCGAAUGCCACAACAGAGAUCCUCGGAAACCAACGUGUAAAGGUGUCCACGACUUGUCACAGUGCGGACUAUGAGAACUUGGAUUCGUUCGUCAUCCACGCAGAGUUGUAUGUUGGGGGACUGGUUGUGGCAACCGACACGGCUUGGCCGCAGCCCUUGAAGUAUCUGAACUUUUCGAACCGGAAUGUCAGGGUUGAAGCCUCCCCAUCCCGGGAUGAGAUUACCGUGUGGGCGGAUCUGCCGGUCAAAGGUUUCGUGUUUGAGGAGAGGGAAGGCUUGAAGCUGAGCGACAACGGAUUUGAUCUUGUACCGGGGAGAAGAAAACGAUCACUGUGGGUGGAAAGGGCGCAACAACCGCCGAGCUCUCCUGGACAUAUGUUGGUGCAGGGCCACAUCAUCUCGGAAGAGAUCUUAAACUAUGAUCAAUGUUCA
Penicillium mononematosum is the source of this 2601-nucleotide messenger RNA. Its product is annotated as glycoside hydrolase family 2 protein. The annotation marks the transcript as partial. Gene Ontology annotation, molecular function: beta-mannosidase activity. Lineage: Eukaryota; Fungi; Ascomycota; Eurotiomycetes; Eurotiales; Aspergillaceae. The record is from RefSeq and is a predicted model, not a curated record. Gene Ontology annotation, biological process: glycoprotein catabolic process; carbohydrate metabolic process. The transcript is spliced from 3 exons.